AUGCCCUAAUUGUUGGGUAGAUCAAAUGGUAAUGCAAAUCCUGAUAUCACUUAUUAUGAUGGAUCAAGAGCAAUGGUAGUACCGAGAACAAACGGAUUCUUAGCUAAGAACAUUAGAAUUUAUAAUUAUGGAAGCAAUUCAGCUUUGAUUGAAUCAUGUUCUGUAUGUUGGAAUGUGAAGUUAUGGGUACAAGGAGGUAAAAAUACAUAGUUCAUAAAUGUGAAUGCAUUUAAUUCUGACUCUGCUAAUCGUAUCUUUUGGUAGAAACAUAGAAGAGAGAUAUUCUGGGACUAGGAUGGUUCAAUUUCAAAAGUAGCAGGAGGAGCCUAUAUUAUCCCAUAUAAGAAACACAUUGAUGGCAUUUCCAGGAUGUGUUACUCACCCAGAAGAUUUUUGGGAUAAACUCAAUCAUUUGUGCAAUGA
Messenger RNA from Paramecium tetraurelia, 423 nucleotides. RefSeq lists its product as uncharacterized. Lineage: Eukaryota; Ciliophora; Oligohymenophorea; Peniculida; Parameciidae. The record is from RefSeq and is a predicted model, not a curated record. The transcript has a single exon.